This is a messenger RNA of Endocarpon pusillum Z07020, 2457 nucleotides long. RefSeq lists its product as uncharacterized. Gene Ontology annotation, molecular function: protein binding. The record is from RefSeq and is a predicted model, not a curated record. Lineage: Eukaryota; Fungi; Ascomycota; Eurotiomycetes; Verrucariales; Verrucariaceae. The transcript is spliced from 2 exons. The coding region runs from base 1 to 2457 and encodes 818 amino acids.
AUGGCUUCCAUCGAUCUCAAUCCUGAUCAAGACUCGUCUGAUCUUAGCAGCUUUCGCUUGCCGCCACCCGAAUCUCUUUCACAAAGCCCUCGACAUCAAUCCUCCAAUGUAGACGCUUCUGAAACCAAUUCUUCAUCUCGUCGCAUUCGAAAUCGAUACAAGUCGGCCUUCACGGAGACUGGACUCGAUGGAUCAGCAGAAACAACAACUUCCAACUUGGAGCACCUUAUAGCCACGAGGCCAGGCUCGCGUGUCAGGUGGCGGAGUCAGGUCGACAUACGUGAAGCUGAGCAGCAGGAAGAAGGAGACAUGAAACCAGAAAUACGGUGCACGAUCCCCACCACCACAUGGCAUCACUACAGGUCAUCGGCAGCAGUGCUCUCACGUCUAUCCCUUUUGGCUGUUGUGCUUGCUAUCAUGAUACCUGUACUCCAUAUGUCCCCAUUGUUUUACGCUGGUACGACUAGCAUCGGCGCAGAAGCUGGCCCUAUUGCUCCUAACCCGGCACGGUAUCUUGAGCGUGCGCCUACACAAUUAUUACCACGACAAGAUAAUCCUGCAGACGCCUGUCUCCGUUGGUCACACCAGUCAGCAGUGGUUAAUGGGACACUAUAUCUAUAUGGCGGUCGGGCGAAAAGGGACUCCAAUCAGGACAGUAACACGUGGAACAACAACUUUCUCGCGGUAGAUCUUAAAACAGGCUGGCAGAUAUCUUCACCUACCAUGGAAAGUCUGCCUCAACCUUCCGGCCCACCUCCAACCUCCAAUGGUUUCCUAUGGAAUUCCGAAGACACGCUGUAUCUCUAUGGCGGCGAAUUUUCUGAUAAUCCGGAAGCAUCUCCCGUUCCAUACAGUCUGUGGUCCUAUGACAUCGCAUCAUCGACAUGGGAAGAACAUCCCGAUCCAAGAACCGUUGACGGUGUUCCGGUGGAGCGCUCCGCCGAAGGAUCGGGUGUCAACAUCCCUCACCUAGGCCGUGGCUUGUAUUUCGGAGGUCAUGUCGAUCACUUCACCACACCUGGCUGGGACAUCAGUGUCUUCCGGGUAUAUCUUCGAUCUCUCCUCGAGUUUACCUUUCCAGGCUACUCCAACCCUGCCGUGAACGACGGCCGACCUGCUGGCGAGGAUGGCAUUUGGCGCAAUCUCACUGACGAUGGAGUGCAAGAUUCUGCCGGGUUUACAGAACGUGCUGAUGGUGUUCUUGUUUACGUGCCUGGCUACAGUGAGCAAGGCAUCCUGCUCGGUCUUGCCGGGGGCACGAACACAUCGUAUACGCAGAUGAAUGUCAUCGAUGUCUAUGAUAUCGCUGAGCAAAAAUGGUACAAACAGGCAACCACCGGCUCCAUCCCUGAAUAUCGAGUCAAUCCGUGCGCAGCUGCCGUGAGUGCGGCAGAUGGAAGUAGCGUUCAGGUUCAUCUUUUUGCCGGGCAGAAACUUCUUCCGUAUGGGAGUCAGGAACAAUACGAUGACAUGUGGAUAUUAAGCAUCCCCAGUUUUACCUGGAUUCAGGUCGAUCAGAGGGACCAACCGGUUCCGCCCGGUCGAUCAGGUCACACCUGCACUAUGUGGAACAGUCAGAUGGUCGUCGUGGGUGGUUACGUGGGAACCGAUCUUUCCUGCGAUUCUCCUGGUGUAUAUGUCUUCAAUACCUCGAGUUUGAAGUGGAACACGAACUAUGCGGCACUGAAAGGUGGCAACGAACUGAACCAGCAAAUAUCUCAAGAACAGGAUCCCAGUGCUCUGCACGGCAGCUACGGAUACACCGUUCCCCAAGCAGUCCAAGAAGUUAUCGGAGGCAACGCAAUGGGAUCUGCCACCGUUACUGCGCCUGCCCAAACCGUCACCGCCGGACCUUUUGCGACAGGAAGGCCAAUCAUCUACACCGUCACCCAAGGUGAUGGCAGCGUGGCUACAGAGACUGUCACACCAGGCGCCGGACCCAAUGGAAGCGGCGGUUCCGGACGCGGCGGACCCAACAUCGCCGCCAUCGUCGCUGGAGUAGUGGCAGGCCUCUUCGCCCUCCUAGCUGGCUACCUCGGAUUCUGCGCCUGGGUCUACCGUCGCCAACUCGCCCUCUACAAGCGUCACGUCGCCAUGUCGCAACGCCAAUCGCUCGGCAUCGCCGCACCCGCCGUCCUUGGCUUAGGACCCGGAAAGGGGAAUGAUUCCCCGCUCGGCAAGUCCAGCCUAGACGCCACCAGUGCCACCAGCAGCAGCAAUGCUCGAAGCGGUGCAGGUGCAGGUGCAGGGAGAGGGGUUGGAGGGUAUCAUGCCGUGCCCACGACGACGAAUACGUUUGCGGGCGGCUUGGACAGGGUGAGCACGAACUCGGUCAACGGUGGCGGGUUGAACACGGCGAGGAGCAGUACGGACGAUCUGAUGGAUGGGCAGGAACCAACCUUCUUGGGCGUCUUGUUGAGUCCGAGGAGGAGUCUGAAGGUCAUCAAUCGUGAUUGA